Messenger RNA from Populus euphratica (Euphrates poplar), 3001 nucleotides. RefSeq lists its product as uncharacterized. Bases 288 to 2036 code for a protein of 582 amino acids. The record is from RefSeq and is a predicted model, not a curated record. Gene Ontology annotation, biological process: regulation of DNA-templated transcription. Gene Ontology annotation, molecular function: double-stranded DNA binding. The transcript is spliced from 3 exons. NCBI's taxonomy places the organism in Eukaryota, Viridiplantae, Streptophyta, Magnoliopsida, Malpighiales, Salicaceae.
AAAAAUGUUUGGGUGUAAGAAAUAAUUUAGAAAACAUUGGAGGGUACCUCUUGCAAUUAACUAAGAAUGCUUUUGACAUUAGAUUCAUGGACACACUAUUCACUCUCUUGCACGGGCCGCUCAGCAACCAGAGCUUCAUACUUGGCGAGUUAGCCAUGAACUCAAAAAACCCACCAUUCUAACAAGGUAAGAAAGUCGACAAAAACUAUUGUAGUCAUUGGAACUUCUGUUGUGCUUAUUUGUUGAAUCUCUAUCAAGCUCUAGACGUUAUUUCUUUCGAGUUAGCCAUGAACCAUUUGCGCAAACUCCAAAUUUUGAAGAGGGUUUCUCCCAAUUUUGUUGGUAGAUGCAGAAACCCAAUAUGGCAAGUGGGUUCUUUGUGCUACAUUGUAGAAAACCCUAGGUUCUAUGGGACAAAAACAACGGUUCAAAAUGAGAAUUUGGAUAGAAAUUUGAUAGGUAAUGAUCAAAGCAUUAGCAAAAUCUCUGAUGCAGCUAGAAGGGAAGCCCAGGCUUCAACUGCAUUACUGGAGUAUUUGCACUCCACUAGAAGUUUUCAGUUUUUGGAUGCAGAGCAUAUGAGCAAAUACUCACCUGUUUUUGUUAAAAACCUACUAAAGAAGGUUAAUAUUGAUGCAGAUAUUAGGCGGUCCAUUACCCGUUACUUGCGUUACCACCCGAUUAAUGAAUUUGAGAUUUUCUUUGAAAGUAUGGGUUUAAAACCUCAAGAGUAUAGUUCUCUUCUUCCACGUGAUCUGAUGUAUUUGAGUGACGAUGAUUUGCUGCUUGAGAAUUAUCAUGUGAUGUGUAAUUAUGGGAUUGCGAGAAAUAAGAUGGGAAAGAUUUAUAAGGAAGCAACAGAAGUUUUUCGAUAUGAUUAUGGGGUCCUGGCAUUGAAACUCAAAGCUUAUGAGAAGCUGGGGCUUAGCUCUUCUUUUAUAGCCAAGGUGGUUGUCCGUAGCCCUGAUCUUUUGAUUGGAGAUGCGAACAUUGACUUUAUCAAGAUAUUGGAGUUAUUGAGGAAAGGGGGACUUGAGUACCGUAGAAUUGAGAAGCUUUUGUCGGAUAAGAGCACUUACAACUGGAGCCAGUUGCUUUCACUUCUAAACUUAUUUGGCAAGGCAGGUUACAAUGAUGAGCAGUUAAGUGAGCUGAUAACCCAGAAGCCAUGGAUUCUGCGUGAGGAUUCAGUGGAUAGGGCUCUUUUGCUAAUUGGGCUCCUGCUUAAAUUUGGAUCCACGAUGAACCAGAUAUGUUCCUUGUUUCUGCAGUUUCCCAAGGUACAGGUUGAGAAAUUUGCCUCAAAUUUGAGGCAUUGCUUUCUGUUCUUGAAUGAGAUCAAUAUGGAGGCAUAUGAGAUUGGGAAGCUUUUUCGUUCUCGCCCUAUAUUUAUAGGUUCAUUUACGUUGAAGAAAACCAACAGUUUGCUUUCUCGUCUGAAUGCUGGGAAGAAGCGAAUUUGUGAAGUCAUCCAGGAGAAUCCAGAAAUUAUGAAGAAAUGGGUGAAGGGAUCAAAAAUUGAAUGGUUACCAGACUCGGGUGAGGAACUAAGAUCUCAAAUGCUGAAGACUAAGUUCUUCUUAGACUUGGGAUUUGUAGAGAACUCAGAUGAAAUGAAAAGAGCACUUAAGGUUUUCCGGGGCAGAGGAGCAGAGCUUCAGGAGAGAUUUGAUUGUCUUGUGAUAGCUGGUUUGGAUAGAAAGGAUGUUUGUGAAAUGAUAAAAGUAUCCCCUCAAAUUCUUAAUCAGAAAAAGGAAGUUAUUGAAACGAAGAUUGAUUUUCUCAUAAAUGAUUUGGGUUUUCCCGUAUCAUCUUUGGUCAGAUUCCCUUCCUAUCUCUCUUACACAAUGCAAAGAGCUAAGCUUAGGUUAACAAUGUAUACUUGGCUCAAAGAGCAGGGAAAAGUUAAUCCUAUGCUUUCCUUCAGCACUAUAGUUGGUUGCACAGAUAAUGUGUUCCUUAGUCAGUAUGUAGAUCGUCAUCCUAGAGGCCCAGAAAUUUGGGAGGAUUUAAAGAAAGAAAUUUGUUCUGCAUAGAAGCCAUCUGCUGCACAUAACUUGUAUUUCCAUGCUUCUGCCUCUGUUAAUUGCCUAGUCUGAAGAUGUUUGAUUCUUUUAUUCUUACAAGCCAGAAAUUUUUAUUGAUGUUGUUGUAUUCAGACAUCUUAUAUUGAAGAUAAUACAACGUUUUUCUCUCCUGAGUUCUCUUGGAGCACCUUCUACAUAUCCUGCACAAUCUCAGAUUUCCUAUUUACCAGCUGCCAUGGAGAAAGACCCCUUCUACUUUGACCAGUAACACCUCUGGGAAUGGCAGGUAGUCAUACUACCUUCAUAAACAAUGAGCUAUUUGCAGUGGAAUCUUGAAGUUGGUUGUGUAUUUGAGUUUGGUUUUGUGCUUUUGUUACAUGCAAGACAGUGGAAGCUGUAAAGAAGGCCACAGAUGAGAUGCACAAGGAAUGAACUAUUAUUGUGAAGCGUUCCUAUACCCGCAAGAGCAAAUCUAGACAAAUGCAGUGCUGUUCUCUGCACCAACUGCAGCAGCAGGAUGGAUGCAGGAGUUCAAGCAUCUGCUGACAGCGUUACCCAUGUAGUGCACUUAUCCUCAGAAAUUUGCAUCACAUCCUGAUCUUUCUAAUCCAAGCCCUCCAGUAGAGUUGCAAUGAAGAGAACUCGUGCUUCCCCAGUGCAGUGGUUAAUGUCAUCGAGUUGUGAUGAUUUGAUGACAUAGGAAGUCCUGGGAACCUUAGAAUGGCUAAGAAACCGAAAUUUCGAUACUUGAUGUAUUCUUUUUUCCUUUCCAUUUUACCAUCUCAAUGCAUUAUAAUUAUUAACCGGGUAAUUUUAGGCAACAACAUGAAUUUUCCCAUUGCAAUGUAUCUUUAUACUUUCUAAUUGGAACCUGUUUAUUUCUGAACAAUAUUGUUGACAGUAAAAUAUAUAUUAUUCUCAAGUUUUCGUGUGAUAGUAAUAAGAUGAGAAAAUUGUACCUUUUGUGAUAAAAA